CCCACACAAGAACUUCGAGACUCCUUCCGGUUCAAAAGCUAUUUGUUGAUUAGCAGGAUAUAUGAGAGAGAUCCGAACAAACCGAAGGGAAAGCGUAGCGUCAAUCAAGAUGAACCUGUUAUUUAUAUAAAGGCAGAAGAUGAAGUAUUUCAUGAGCUCAGCACGUGGUCUUUUACUUUUCCUGUGCAUGCCGAGCAGUUGGUUCCAGACAACUUGAAGAACUAUAGGCAGAUGGGUCAAGUUCUGGUUGUUAAAGCUGACGAUGUUCCCAAGUUUCGAGAAAAGUUAAAAUCUUUAGUAGCUGCUGAAUCAUGAUGCCUUCAGCAUGAUAAUUUUGCAAACAUAAUUUUCAAGGUGAAGUUUCCUUUUCAAUUGGUUGGCAAGGACAGGAGCUAAAAUUUGUGUGUGUAAUAUCCCUGGACAAGGUAAGUAUUUUGUAGAUUGUCCAAAGAUAGGUGGUGGGACGCAAAAUACUUUUGGCAUUUCAUUCCCUUCCUUUUUGUUUUUGUAGUUGCAGGAUGUGCAAAUCUAUUUUACUUGUAGUUUUAGAGGCUAAACAGAAAAAUGUGCAUGAGCAUUGUAGAUUGAUCGUGCCCUUCGUUAUAAUCACAACAUUUAGGGGAGUUGCU
Messenger RNA from Ananas comosus (pineapple), 629 nucleotides. Its product is annotated as protein BCCIP homolog. Gene Ontology annotation, cellular component: nucleus. The record is from RefSeq and is a predicted model, not a curated record. NCBI's taxonomy places the organism in Eukaryota, Viridiplantae, Streptophyta, Magnoliopsida, Poales, Bromeliaceae.